UCGCUGUCGCGGUCGCCGUGGCGCCCGGUCCUCCGGGUCCCUGUUCCACUUCCAGAGCAGUUCGACGACCCCCGCGCCAUAUCUCGCGCUGCCGCGGCCUACUUCGAGGCGCAAUGUCGGUCGUCGCCGCUGCCGCCUCCACUCAUCCCAGCGCCACCGCCGACGGGUCCCCGCCGCAGAUGGCGACGACGCGUCUCGAGCGCGGGUCCCUGCUGGUCGGCGGCCGCGAGCUCAUCUCCCAAUGCCCGCCCGAGGUCACCCUACGCGCGGGCGUCGCCCUCGCCGCUCCGGGCGCCGCGUUCCUCGGCGCCCGGGCAGCGGCGCCGUCCAGCCGUCACGUCUUCUCCCUCGGCACCAUCCCCAAAGGAUGGAGAUGGCUGUCGCUGUUCAAGUUGAAGAUCUGGUGGAUGGCCCCGAAGACGGGCGCGGAGGCGGCGGGCGUGCCGGCGGAGACGCAGAUGCUGCUUCUGGAGAAGACGGGGAAUGGGGCCGAGGACACGGUGUACGCUCUGAUGCUGCCAGCCCUCGAUGGGGAUUUCCGGGCCAGCCUCCAAGGGUGUCCCGAGAAUGAGCUCCAAUUCUGCUUCGAGAGUGGUGAUCCUGAUGUGCAGACGAAGGAUGCUGUUGAUGCGGUAUUCGUCAACUCAGGGGACAAUCCUUUCAAGCUUAUGAAGGAAUCAAUCAAGAUACUGUCCAAGAUCAAAGGAACUUUCAGUCAUAUUGAGAGCAAGGAGACCCCUGCAAACUUAGACUGGUUUGGAUGGUGCACUUGGGAUGCAUUUUAUAAAGCUGUCAACCCAGUAGGGAUUGAAGAGGGCCUUCAAAGUUUGCGUGAAGGAGGCGCACCACCAAGGUUUCUGAUUAUAGAUGAUGGUUGGCAAGAAAUAGUUAACGAAUUCAAGGAAGUGAAUGGAGCUCUUCUUGAAGAGACUGUGUUUGCAGAGAGGCUGGUUGAUCUGAAGGAGAAUGACAAGUUUAGGGGAGAAGCCUGCAAGAAUCUGGGAGAUCUUGUCAAGAAAAUCAAAGAGACACAUGGAGUCAAGUACGUCUACGCAUGGCAUGCUUUACUUGGGUAUUGGGGAGGUGUCUGCACAUCAUCGGACGUGAUGGAGAAUUACAAUCCAAAACUAGUUUACCCCGUCCAGUCUCCUGGUGAUGUUGCAAAUUUGAGGGAUGUAGCCAUGGACAGCUUGGAGAAAUAUGGAGUUGGUAUCAUUGAUCCUGAGAAGAUAUAUGAAUUCUACAAUGAUCAGCACAGUUACCUUUCUAGUGUGGGUGUGGAUGGUGUGAAGGUAGAUGUGCAAAGUGUGAUGGAGACUCUCGGGCAUGGCUUCGGUGGUCGUGUUGCAUUAACUCGAAAGUAUCAACAUGCUCUUGAGGAAUCUAUUGCUCGGAACUUCAAAGGAAAUAACCUAAUAUGCUGCAUGAGUCACAGUUCAGACCACAUCUAUAGUGCCUUGAAGAGUGCAGUUGCUAGAGCAUCAGAAGAUUUCAUGCCUCGGGAGCCAACACUGCAAACUCUGCACAUUGCUAAUGUAGCAUUCAAUAGCCUUUUAUUGGGAGAAAUUUUCAUCCCGGAUUGGGAUAUGUUCCAAAGCAAGCAUGAAACAGCGGAAUUUCAUGGAGCGGCUAGGGCUCUAAGUGGAGGUGGUGUUUAUGUCAGUGACAAACCAGGAGUGCACGAUUUCACUGUUCUGAAAAAGCUCGUUCUACCAGAUGGCUCGAUUCUAAGAGCAAGGUAUGCUGGUCGUCCUACUCGCGAUUGCCUGUUCAAUGAUCCAGUCAUGGAUGGCAAAAGUCUUCUGAAAAUAUGGAACCUGAACAAUUUGUCUGCUGUCGUCGGAGUAUUCAAUUGUCAGGGAGCUGGAAACUGGACUUGGUUAGUCGAAGAAAUUUCACAUGUUCCCACCGCCGUUAACAUAACGGGUCAUCUCUCGCCAUCAGAUGUAGAGUCUCUCGAGGAGAUUACUGGUGAUGAGUGGAAUGGAGAGACUGCAGUAUAUGCUUUCAAUUCAUGUUCUCUUUCAAGGCUCCAGAAGCACCAAAGUUUGGAGCUUUCAUUGGUCACUAUGACAUGUGAGAUCUAUACCAUAUCACCGAUACAGGUUUACGGUGGGGCUGUUCGGUUCGCGCCGCUUGGACUGCUCAACAUGUUCAACUCCGGUGGCGCACUCGACAGUAUCACAGGCACAGUUGAUUCUUCAGCUACGACAGUUCAGAUCAAAUGCCGAGGGCCAGGACGUUUUGGGGCGUAUUCAUCUGCUAGACCGGCACUCUGUAGAGUUGAUGCGCAUGAAGUAGAGUUCAGUCAUUCUGAUGAUGGCUUGCUAGCAUUUGAUCUCUCAGAUGGAUCUUCCCACAGCAGCCUCUGGAACAUAGAGAUUCUCUACACAGCCUCCUGAAGACCUGAACCUGUAUGUGACCUUGAUGUCUCUUGUUGCAAUUUCUGCUCUGCGCCAUUCAUUUCUCGGAGACCAACUACUGAUGUUUAUACCGUGGUGGUUUCUCCGUAAUUGCUGCCUCCCAGCUUCAGAAAUAAUUACUCUGCUCGCCGUAUUUAGAAGUAUGUUCUUUCUUACCAUGCCGCGUCGUGUUUUCGUGUGCGUUUGCGUGUGUGUUUUCUGUGUCGUUAUGGCUAUUAUUUUCUGUUGGACACAACUCCAAAUUGGAGAUUUAUAUAUGUAGAUCACUUUUAUGAGAUUAUUUGCUGGAAUGAA
Triticum dicoccoides is the source of this 2717-nucleotide messenger RNA. RefSeq names its product probable galactinol--sucrose galactosyltransferase 2. The coding region runs from base 114 to 2402 and encodes 762 amino acids. The record is from RefSeq and is a predicted model, not a curated record. The transcript has 14 exons. Lineage: Eukaryota; Viridiplantae; Streptophyta; Magnoliopsida; Poales; Poaceae.